GAGAAGUUGAGUUCUGUCCCUUUGCUUGGAUUUAUUAUUGCGCGUUCCAAAAACACAGCGGGGGGGAAAAUUGAAAAGGGGAAGAGAAACAAAAAACUAACUGCAAAGAAUGCAAGGAAAUAGAUAUAAAUAACACUAUCACAAAUCUCUUAAAUAGAGCUGCUGUGCAUCGUAUCAAAAGCUUACUAUUCGUAAAAGUGCUUUGUGUGUGUGUGUGUGGAUAACUCUAACAAAGGACGAAAGAUUGGAUCCGCCGACCGUGAGCGCAACUUUUCAUUAAUCCAGAUUUGGUGGUUUCUUUUUUGGAAGAGUUCAUACGAAGCCAAUUUUGUUUUUUUUGUUUUCAUUCUUGAGGACCUGGAUUUGUCUAGUUUGUAUUGUGUUUGGUGAUAUUCUUUUAGAUCGGAGUUCAAAGUGACGAAUUUAUUAUCUAUUAACUGGAUCUUCUUCUUAAGCUUUGAAGUUUAAGGGAGAGAACAAAUAUCUUUGAACACUAAAAACGAGUAGGAGUUGUCUCCUUUGAUUUGGAUUACUACAGCCAAGGGCUCUAACUCUACUGAAAAAGUCAGUUUUAAAAAACAACAAACAGUUUCACGUGGAGUUUUUUAUUUAUUUUUUUUUAUUUGAAGGAAAACUAGAGUGCCCUACCCUGCCUCUUCUGUGCAACAUUCAACAGGUGAUUUCUAAGCUUGCUACAGUGUUGCCAAGUGAACUAGAUACAGAUAAGUCAAUUAUAAUGAUGGCAACCACUGAAGCCCCACCAUAAACUCCCUUUCAGUGUCUUGUAAUAAACUUCAGACAUGGAUACUAUAGUCAAAAGAUGAGCAACAGUCCAUUGACCAAGGGCCAUUUAAGGCAGAUGAUGGAAGGGAUCCUGAUUCUUCUGGGAACAUGGUCGGCGCUCACAACUGUCUUUUCCUCUACGUCAGCUUCCUCCAUCAUGUCAAGUUCGCCGUCAACGCCUCUGUCCCCGCCUCCAGUCGCCCAGACAACGCCUGGCGUCGCCAACACCACCGGUCGACUCCAGCAGCUGGGCACCCGCGGGCAGUGGCUCCUCAGGCACAUCGCAUCAAUGACGCUCUCUUGCGGAGUAAAAGAGAUGUCUAACAUGAAGCGUAAGCUGCUGCGUCACUCGGAAGUCACGUGCAAUGACGGGACGCCUGCUGGGUACUACAUCCGGAAAUCACACGGAAGUCAAAGAUGGAUUGUCUUUUUGGAAGGCGGCUGGUACUGCUUUGACCACGUGAGCUGUUCUGAAAGAAGUCGUGUCAUGGGAGACUACAUGAGUUCCAGGAACUGGCCCAAGUUUAGAUCAGGAAGUGGAAUCAUGUCAUGGGAUCCAUUAGAAAAUCCAUAUUAUUUUCAUUCAAAUGUCGUGUAUAUCCCGUACUGCUCAAGUGAUUCCUGGAGUGGGACAAGACCUCGCUCUUCAGCUAUGGAGUUUUCUUUCAUGGGAUCAAGAAUUCUCGACGAAGUCUUCACGGAGCUGCUAAAGAAAGGGUUGAAGCAAGCAAAGACUGUUCUGGUCGCUGGGACAAGUGCUGGUGGAACUGGUGUCCUUAUCAACAUUGACAGAAUAGCUGACAUCAUCCAUGCCAGUGAUCCGAGCAUCGACGUCAGGGGUCUGGUGGAUGCUGGGUGGUUCUUGGAUAAUGAGCCCUUCAGGGCCAAGCACUGCAGAGAUGCAUUCACCUGUUCCCCUAUGGCUGGUAUUCAAAAGGGGGCUCAAGUAUGGGUACCUAGACUCCCUGAAGCUUGUAUAGCUAUUUACCCUAAUGAGAUCUGGAGAUGUUUCUUUGGUCACAGAGUUGUCUCCUCUAUCAAAUCCUCCAUAUAUGUGAUUCAAAACUUGUAUGAUGCCGCCCAGAUCAAAGUAAAUAAUGUUUUUGACGAAAGACCGCGGAGUGAUCUGAGUUCAGAGCAGUGGCGCUAUCUCCUCAGCCUGGGAGAGGAAGUGAAGCAGUCACUACAGAAUGUCACGGCUGUCUUCGCCCCUGCUUGUGUGGCCCACGAGGUGUUAACACAGCCGGAAUGGCAUGCUAUUAGAAUUCAAGGGAUAUCACUCGCUGAAUCUAUUCAUUGCUGGGAGUCUGGCGCACUUACUUCCUCUUGUCUUCAGUCAAAUCUUGAAUCUCUUUUACCUAAAACUGAUCCUCCAUUGUCUGAUGCCCCACCUAGCAGUCAGGGUAAAAGAAAGAAAAGAAAGAAAGGAAAGAAGAACAAGAAAAAGAAAGAGAAGAAAAACAAAGAGGCCAAGAAACGUUACUCUCGUUCGGUGAUGAAACGUUGUCAGCGGAGACUGUUGGAUGAAUGCCCCUGGCCUCACUGCAACUGCUCUUGUGCAAAAUCCAGAUGGGAGACUAUGACAGAGGUCAACAGUUAUUUUUUAAAGACAUUAGCGGCAGUCAUGGGCAUUGACCCGUCCAAGAUGGCAAACAGCCGGUUAUGUGGUUCCUAGAACAAGAAGAUAUCUGAAGCUAGACUUGUGAUUCAUGCAGAGUUAAUGGAGUCAUUGUGUCAUUCAGUGGAGGAUCUAAACCCUAAGUUUCUCAUGUGGAAAAAUAAAAAAAAAAGCUUUAAAAAGCAUGAUUUUUAUGAGCAAACUAAAUUUAAGUAAAAAUGGAAAAACAAAAAAAAUGAAGAAAAUUCAGUUUUCUAUACUUAUUUAUAUGAUGAAGAAUUUUCUAUUGGUUGAAAAUGGAUUUUAAAAACUGAUAUUUGAUGAUUUGAUGUCAUCAGUAAUAUUGAUAUUAAGAAACUUGUUUCAUCCUGAUGAAGCUGGUGGAAUUCUGAGUAGUUAACAAAAGGAUGAUUCAGAACAGUUCCUAAAGUCAUCUAGUGGUGUUGGCGAUACCACAAACUAUUUGUAUGUUUCUUUUAAAACAUUGUCAAGGUUUUAUUUUUAUAAGCACAUUUCUGAUGGAGUCUUGGAGAAAAAACAUUGACUGAUAACUUCUGUGCUAUUUCAAACUGGGCGCAAUUGCUAACUAUACACAAAGCAAGCUAUGUAUUCAUUAAUGACAAAUUGUUAUUGUCAAGUCAGUAUAAUGUAAACAUUGGCAUAUACUGGAAUAUUAUAAAGUAUUAAAUGCAUUAUGAGUAUUGUAUUACAAAUGGGAAAUUAAAAAUAUGAAUCGAAUAUCUGGACCUAGUAAUGAUAUCAAAUGGCUGGAUGUUGAAAGAUUUUAGUUUGACUAUAGAUUCACUAGAAAGAAUGAGGAGAAAAAAGAAAAAUAUUAUACCCAGAUCAAAUAAAUGUUCUCGUCACAUACAUUUAGUCCCAGCUAAAACCUGACGUAUUAAAUUUAUAUACUGUAAAUGUAUAAGAAGUUAUAUUCUAGUUUUUUCUUUUGCUAAUAUAUGGCAAAGUGUUUGACAACGCCAUAUAGGGAUAAUUUAUGAUAAGCCUUUAUCUAUGAUAUUUCAGAAACAUAUUAUGACUAGUCCAGUUUAUUGCCAUUCUAUAGGCAGUGACUAAUUCAAACUAAUAACAGGACCACUGCCAUCUUCUUGACAAUCUAUUGUUUUAUUUUUGAUCCCCUAAUUCAUUUCAAUGACAGUGAUGUCCCCUGGCUUACCAAUUCCUGCCUCUGUUCAAGUAGUGUCCCUUGGACUACCAAUGUCUACCUCUGUUCAGUUAAAAUAAAAGUUUUUCUACCUAAACUUUCUCCAAAUGAAACAAAAGUUGUCUAUUUUAUCUUAUUCAUUCUACCUCAUUAAUGAUUUGCAAUUCCAUUUAAUUGAUAAUUAUUAAUCAACAAUUUUACACGCAAUGAUAUAUGUAUAAUGGUAUCUUUCUAUAUAUAUAUAUAAGCUUUGCUUUGUUUAUAUGUAUAUUUGUAUGUGAACUAGAAGUUAUGAAUGUUUCAUGUGCAAUGACUAUGUUGUUUUACUAGUUUUAAUCUGUGUAUGGAUCUAUUGAUUUUCAUGAUUUAGUUAACUCUUUCUCUCCGUAAUUAUUUACCACGUUCUGGUGGAAUCAACACUGGUAUCGUCAUUUAGGAGAGAAAGAGUUCAUAUGCAUCUCUUUGAAGUGUAAGAGACAUAUUUUGCAAAAUGGCACCUAGAUUGAAUUAAAACAGGUUUUCUGAAUCUGCAUAAAUAUCUCAAAGCAAUGAAAUAAGACUGAUUCAAACAUAACUAAAUUUUGGAUGUAGACAGUUUUUUUUUAUCUGUUGAAUAAGAAGCACAUCUAAUGGUAUAAGAAAAAAAAAGAGGGGGAGGGAGAUUGACAGAAGGGGUGGAGCUUUGGGUGGAGCUUUGACUAGGAACAUAUUUAAACUGGAAAAAGAUGUUUAGAGAUAGCUAAUGUUAAAAUGGGACUUGAUGGCUCAGUGGAAAAGUGCUUAGAUUUCAAAGCAAGGCAUCUGAAGUUCAAAUUCUGGUACAAUUUUGAAUGUCACGAUUCUUGGGACUCCCUGAGUUCCCCAAACCCAUGAACUGUUGGAUUUAAUGGGAACCUGAAUAACGAUGGCGAAGUAAAGGCUGUCGGUCAUUGUCCUGGCCCAUUGACGCCCUAGUUAACCGUCAGCCAUUGAAACAGAUGAGUUUUAGUUCACCAGCCCCUUUUAUCUCAAACAGAUAGGCAAGUAGCCUUAAUAUACUUUUAACAUUGAAUAGAUUUACUUUAACAUGUGCGAGAACAGUUAUAGAGAGAGGAGGUAAGAAAGGAGAGAUAUAAA
Messenger RNA from Biomphalaria glabrata, 4682 nucleotides. RefSeq names its product palmitoleoyl-protein carboxylesterase notum1-like. The transcript has 16 exons. Gene Ontology annotation, molecular function: hydrolase activity. NCBI's taxonomy places the organism in Eukaryota, Metazoa, Mollusca, Gastropoda, Planorbidae. The record is from RefSeq and is a predicted model, not a curated record. Bases 821 to 2458 code for a protein of 545 amino acids.